UCCACGUCAAAGUUUGUUUUAAAAUGGCGGCGGAAGCGGAGAAACAGGUAUGAGUUAUUAAACCCCGCAGCUGAAAGGUUGACAUGAUGCCGUUUGUACAUUUUAUAAAGUAGUGGAAGCGGACUUUAUCUCCUGUUUCGUCGCCGGAGGAGAAAGCGGAGAAGUUGUUGGCCUUUGUUUCCAGUAGAGGAAGCGCUGCGGAGGGGAACGUCAGCAGCAGCAGCAGCAGCAGCAGCUCGGGGAGGAAGGAGGCGCCACCGGCUGUUCGCGCUGUUUUGACCCCCUGCAGGGACUUUAUGCGGCAGCUCAUGACUUUCCUCCGCUGCCGGCUGUGUGGGGGAGCCAGGGGGGCGGUGGAGGUGCAGCAGUAGCCCCAGCAGCAGCAGCAUCCUCAGCAUGGAGCUCUCCGGGCGGCAGGCACCUGUCAUCCACCUGUAGCGUCCAUCAGCGGCGCCAUGGCAAACCCGAGCCUCGGUCCACAGAACCAGCUGGACGGCCGCUCUGGGGCAUCUGGGGGAGUCGUCAUGAAGAACGGCUCUGUGAGCACAGAGGCCCCCAGCCUGCAGGAUAAACCCGCCUCCACCUCGUCCGCUCAGCUCGUCCUGCCCACUUAUAAACCGUCCUGCUCCUCCACUCCCAUCUACUACUGCAGCCCCCGUAAAAACUGCUCCGACUUGGACCCAGACAGUCACAGCUUGACCUCUCAGGACUCAGGAAUCCCAACUCUGGAGAUCAAUCCUCCGGACCCCCUCCUCCACAGCCCCCAUCAUCAUCAUCCUCCUUCAGAUGACGCCGGCGAGGACUCUCCAGCCACUUUACCUCUGGACGACGGCAGCAGCAGCAGCAUGCACAGGUCGUCCACCUUCCCCCGCAGCGGCUACGACUCCGCCCGGCACUUCAGCCCCACCGUCAGACUUGGCGUCGGGGGCGGCGCCCUGAACCGCAGCGACGACAUCUCUGUGUGCAGCGUGUCCAGCAUGAGCACAGAGCUGUCCGUCUCCAACGAGGACAUCCUGGACUUUACCGUCACGUCCAACUCGAGCGCCAUCGUAACCCUGGAAACCGAUCUCAGCGGCUCGGCUCACUUCUCGGACGUGACGCUUUCUUCGCCGACGGGGGAAACGUGGAGUCCUGGUCGGGGUCAUCUGGGGUCGGGCGUCCUGCAGCAGGAAGACGGGAAGCUGAAGAAGCUGGGGCCGUUUGCAAAUCUGUUCAACAGGGAUUGUCAAGGGGCAUCUGGGGGAGUCGUCAUGAAGAACGGCUCUGUGAGCACAGAGGCCCCCAGCCUGCAGGAUAAACCCGCCUCCACCUCGUCCGCUCAGCUCGUCCUGCCCACUUAUAAACCGUCCUGCUCCUCCACUCCCAUCUACUACUGCAGCCCCCGUAAAAACUGCUCCGACUUGGACCCAGACAGUCACAGCUUGACCUCUCAGGACUCAGGAAUCCCAACUCUGGAGAUCAAUCCUCCGGACCCCCUCCUCCACAGCCCCCAUCAUCAUCAUCCUCCUUCAGAUGACGCCGGCGAGGACUCUCCAGCCACUUUACCUCUGGACGACGGCAGCAGCAGCAGCAUGCACAGGUCGUCCACCUUCCCCCGCAGCGGCUACGACUCCGCCCGGCACUUCAGCCCCACCGUCAGACUUGGCGUCGGGGGCGGCGCCCUGAACCGCAGCGACGACAUCUCUGUGUGCAGCGUGUCCAGCAUGAGCACAGAGCUGUCCGUCUCCAACGAGGACAUCCUGGACUUUACCGUCACGUCCAACUCGAGCGCCAUCGUAACCCUGGAAACCGAUCUCAGCGGCUCGGCUCACUUCUCGGACGUGACGCUUUCUUCGCCGACGGGGGAAACGUGGAGUCCUGGUCGGGGUCAUCUGGGGUCGGGCGUCCUGCAGCAGGAAGACGGGAAGCUGAAGAAGCUGGGGCCGUUUGCAAAUCUGUUCAACAGGAACCUGUUUGCCAAGAAGGUGAAAGAAAGUCGACCCCCGGAGCAAAAGGAUCCGGGUUGGAAGCUGUUUGGGAAGGUCCCACCGAGAGAAGGCGCCGUAAAGGAUCCCAGGAAGAUCCAAAAGGAAUAUGAAACAAAGAGUGGCAGAGCUGGCAACCAGACAUCCCCCAGGCCGGGUGUGAGGAAAAACCUGGACUUUGAGCCCCUCUCCACCACGGCGCUGAUCCUGGAGGACAGACCUGCUAAUCUGCCCGCCAAGCCUGCAGAGGAGGCCCAGAAACACAGGCAGCAGUAUGAAGAGAUGGUGGCCCAGGCCAAGAAGAGAGAGCUGAAGGAAGCUCAGAAGAGGAAGAAGCAGCUGGAGGAUCGAUGUAAGCUGGAAGAGAGCAUCGGCACGGCAGCCCAGAUCUGGAACCAAGAGAUCUUACCCAACUGGAGUACAAUGUGGCAUGGUUUCAAAGUAGCUGUGUUGCCUUCAUCCCUCCAUGCUCAGUCUGUCUCUCAUCUUCUUUCAUAUCCAGCGUUUUCUUCUGCUCUUCCUGUAGAUCUCUAUAACAUCUGUCUGGCCCGGGCCAAAGAGAAGUGGGGGAGGACAGCAGCUCCCAGCACUGAAACUGAAGAUGUUAUUGAUUCUUCUGACCGUGAGUCCAGUCUGGAGUUGAUCAAGCUGGACAUCUCCAGAACAUUUCCCCAACUGUGCAUCUUCCAGCAGGGCGGGCCCUAUUAUGACGUGCUGCACAGCAUUUUGGGAGCGUACACGUGUUACCGACCCGACGUUGGCUAUGUUCAGGGGAUGUCCUUCAUCGCCGCCGUGCUGAUCCUCAAUCUGGACACGGCCGACGCUUUCAUAGCUUUCGCCAACCUGCUCAACAAGCCCUGUCAGAUGGCCUUCUUCCGAGUCGACCACAGCCUUAUGUUGACGUACUUUGCAGCGUUUGAAGUGUUCUUUGAAGAAAACCUACCAAAGCUCUUUGCACAUUUCAAGAAAAACAACUUGACCCCCGAUAUUUAUUUAAUCGACUGGAUCUUCACGCUGUACAGUAAGUCUCUGCCUUUGGACCUGGCAUGCCGCGUUUGGGACGUGUUCUGCAGGGACGGCGAGGAGUUCCUGUUCCGCACGGCGCUGGGCGUGCUGCGCCUCUACCAGGACGUCCUGACCUCCAUGGACUUCAUCCACAUGGCUCAGUUCCUGACCCGCCUGCCGGACCUCAUCCCUCCUGAGCAGCUCUUCCAGCACAUCGCCGCCGUCCACAUGACCAGCCGCAACAGGAAGUGGUCACAGGUCCUGCAGACGCUGACGGAGCAGAAGAAGUCGGGGGCGAGGCUUUCCGGGGCCGAGGCAUUGAGCUGAGGUCAGAGGGGGCGUCCCACACUAAGAUCCUGUCCUGGUGGGGGGGAAGGGGGGGUCCUGCUGUAGCUGCUGUGAUGGAGCUCCUCUCUGCAGCACCGCAUCGCCAAUCAGACCCUAAACCAGCGUCCACCAGCAGGGUUUGUCUGCGCUGAUGCACAGGUGUGAGGAAGGAACACGAGGCCUUAAUUUGACUCUCACCCCCUCCCCCCAUACCCCCCUCUACCCCGAAGCCCAGCAAUGAACUGGAAACUGUAGCUGGGGGAAGGAAAAAAAAAAGGUGAAGAAUGUAACACUCCCACAUGGCUGACUCAGAUCCCAGGGGUGGAGGAAAACCGCCCCUCCGCCAGCAUCCUGAGCGCUGUUCCGCUCGUCUCGUUCUUCCUCCGGUUGCUACGACGACGAGAAUCAUAAAUCUCCUUUUUUUUUCCAGUCAGGGAACUUUUUCUGAUCUUAUUUAGUGCUUUAAAAUCAAACCAUAUAAAUCAUAUUUCUGAGUUCAAACUUUUCUUCUCUUUUAGUCGUAGUUUGCACAUUUUUUCAUUCCUUUAUGCUCCCUGAAAGGGAUUCCUCACGGCUCCUUGUUCGUCAGGUUUGUUUUCCGAGUCAUUCCGGCACAAUCGGACGUUUCUUUGACUUAAAAUCCACCAAGCUGCGAAGCCAUGCCUGACCCGCACCGUGUCUCUACACGUUAGCAACAAACCUAUCUGUGUUGCAGGUCAUAUAAGCUGCCUGGAAAAUCAUUUUUCAUUUCUAUGUCAAUGAACGUGGGUUAACUUAAAAAGACCAAAUGUGGUAACGUUGGUCUAAACACUGCAGAUGUUGAUCUAUUUUCAUGCUUUUAACUCGUUUGUGGUACAUUUCAGCUUUGUGGUGUCUGGUGUGAGAGUAAGUUUGUUUUAUUUGUGCGAUUUAUUUAAUAUUUAUCAAAAACGGGGGACGCGUUCGUCUGAAAUGAAGGCUAAAGAGGGAGAGAUGGGUGCAAACAUCAGGCUGCACAUCGCACACGUUUAAUUCACUGAAUACAUGCAGAAAAUAGUUUUUCUUUUUCACCAAAAAAGAUGCAUCAAAUCAGGACAUUCAAGGAGAAGCUGAUGAUGAUGGAUUAACCGCUUUAAUGUUGGAUCAUUAGCAGCAAACUGCUGCACCAUGAUGAUGAUGAUGGCGCCUGUUUUUCACACAGAAGCGCCACAGAAAGAGAUGUUACUGCUGGAGGUUGAACCACACAGGAUUUAAUGAGACGUGAAUUUGCAAAACUUCCAGCAGAUCAUUUUUUCCUUCCAUUAGCACUUUUUUCCCCCUAUGUUGGUUUCUGAAUAGUAUCCAUGGAGAUUUGUCUGUUUUAAACACAAACAAGGCAAUUAUUCCUGCUACUGGUGAAACCAUCAAACUAUUUAUGUCUACGUCUGAUUUUCAAAAGCCGGCUGGAUCUGGAUCUGGCGUCGCCUCUUGCGGGCUCCACAGUGGAUUCACACUGUGGUCAAAGUGUGACCCCAUCAGGGCCAGGAGUGGGUGGCGCCGUUCUCACGCUGCUCCAUUUUAGCAUUUUGAUACGCAAACAAUAAAGCACAUGAAACAAUCAUCCACUUAUUUCUUUUUUUUUUUAUGUAGUUUUUAUCUGAAGGUAAUCAGGUUGAAAGCGUGGCGUGUGAUUGGCUGUUUGGAUCUGGAGGUCAGAGAUGCUCCUGACUGUCGUUUUCUGUUUUGUUUUUGCGUCGCUGCUGAUUCGAUGAACUUUAGUUUUCUCUGUGAGUAAAUUCAUAUUCUGAGAUGUCUGAAGACCAGAACUGGUUCUGACUCGUUGGAUUCAUCUCAACUCAUCUCAUCUUUUCUGCUUUCACAUCCCCCCCCCUCCCCUUCUAUUCACCUCCUCCACUGUGGUUUUAAAAAGCCACAGCACUGCUCUAGAGCUUUUUGCACAGACAUGUAAGCCUUUGCAUUGAGUCGUGCCUCGCAUCAUCACUCUGUGAUCAGUCAUGGUUUAAACGGGUUUCCGUCUUUUAUUUUCCUUUGUUUUUUUUGUUUUUUUUAAUCUACCUUAAUUAAAGUUACCGUGUCGAUAUUUUCUCUGUAACGUUUGCUCCGGGUAAGAAGGUAAAGAUUUUGGUUACGAAGAAGUUACAUAAAGCCUGGUAUUAUCUGUCAACACUACCUGUUUAUUCCUUAAUUCAGCACUUGGACACAAUAAAAGUUUGAUAAUCAGGUUUUAUUUUAUAUUUUAGUUUGAAUUCCUUUCCUUUUUCUUUUUUUUUUUUUUAGACCCGUGUACUGUAGAGGACUGAUACAUAUGUGCAGAUAGCAGAAGGUCAUCAUGCAACUGUAUCUCACUUGAAAUGUAUAUAAAUGAUGGUUUUAUCGUAAUAAAAAGCUGUACAUAC
This is a messenger RNA of Cyprinodon variegatus (sheepshead minnow), 5671 nucleotides long. It is a transcript of the gene tbc1d14, whose product is annotated as TBC1 domain family member 14. Lineage: Eukaryota; Metazoa; Chordata; Actinopteri; Cyprinodontiformes; Cyprinodontidae. The coding region runs from base 456 to 3296 and encodes 946 amino acids. The transcript has 15 exons. The record is from RefSeq and is a predicted model, not a curated record.